Brassica oleracea var. oleracea is the source of this 1440-nucleotide messenger RNA. Its product is annotated as BES1/BZR1 homolog protein 4. The transcript has 2 exons. The record is from RefSeq and is a predicted model, not a curated record. Gene Ontology annotation, molecular function: DNA-binding transcription factor activity. Lineage: Eukaryota; Viridiplantae; Streptophyta; Magnoliopsida; Brassicales; Brassicaceae. Bases 317 to 1198 code for a protein of 293 amino acids. Gene Ontology annotation, biological process: brassinosteroid mediated signaling pathway; DNA-templated transcription.
AAGUAUUAAACAGCUUCUUCUUUGGCACGAGAGAGUUCUUGAUUAGCUUAAGCUCCUUCAUCUUCUUCUUCUCCAAUUCCUCCGAUCACCGGAAAAGUUAACAACCGUAGAGUCCACAGAGCAUCUUGAUCCGCCGCGCUCAGCUUAAGCUACCUUUAUCGUCAAACUAGCUUAAGCUUCUUGAAACUUUUAAGAGUGAUCGGAGAUUGUCUGAGCACGCAAGUAUCGAUCUUUCCAGAUCUGAGGGAAUUGUUUCAUAGAAGGUUUAAGCUAAGCCUUAGAAUUGUCUCUUUGAUCUAUCUUUAAAAACAGAGUGAUGACGUCAGGGACGAGAAUGCCGACGUGGAGGGAGAGAGAGAACAACAAGAGGAGAGAGAGAAGGCGGAGAGCGAUCGCGGCGAAGAUCUUUACUGGGUUGAGAAUGUACGGUAACUACGAGCUUCCCAAGCAUUGUGACAACAACGAAGUGCUUAAAGCACUCUGUAACGAGGCUGGUUGGAUCGUUGAACCAGAUGGUACUACUUAUCGCAAGGGAAGUAGUAGACCAGUAGAGCGUAUGGAGAUAGGUGGCAGUCCAUGCUCCUCCAACUUCAUGAGUCCAGCUUCUUCUUCUUUCGCUAAUCUCACACCUGGAGAUGGCCAAUCACUCAUCCCAUGGCUCAAACACCUCUCAACAACAUCAUCCUCCUCAGCUUCUUCUUCAUCAAGGCUCCCUAAUUACCUCUACAUCCCUGGAGGCUCCAUAAGCGCUCCUGUAACCCCACCUUUAAGCUCCCCAACAUCUCGUGGAAUGAACCAACAAAUCAACAACUCUUUCUUCGUCUCCUCAACACCUCCCAGUCCCACUAGGCAGCAGACCAUCCCUGACUGUGAAUGGUUCUCAGGGAUUCAACUCGCGCAAAGCGUUCCAGCUUCACCAACGUUUAGCCUUGUUUCACAAAACCCUUUUGGAUUCAAAGAAGCAGGAGGAGGAGGAGGUGGGUCAAGAAUGUGGACACCAGGUCAAAGCGGGACAUGUUCACCGGCUAUUCCUCAGACAGCUGAUGUUCCAAUGUCUGAAGCUGUGGUGGCUCCUCCAGAGUUCGCGUUUGGGAGUAGCGCAAACGGGUUGGUGAAGGCAUGGGAAGGAGAGAGGAUACAUGAGGUGAGUGGUUCUGAUGAUCUUGAGCUCACUCUUGGAAACUCAAGCACCAGGUAGUUGCAAGAGGCAGCUCUUGAAAAAAACCGUUUCAACCAAACAAUCCUCAAUGUCACUUCGAUUUUAUUUUAAUUUAUUUUUUCAAGUAAGGCUAAAAGUGAAACACCAGCUUUAUAUAUUCGUUUAUUUGUACCUCUUGACCCUUGUGAUUGUAAACGGGUCUCUGUUUGAACCAACAGAGAAUCAACAUUCAUAGAGCCUAAAAAUUUUUCUUAAUGUGAAGGGGAAGCUUUGUUUAUUUA